Lineus longissimus is the source of this 5287-nucleotide messenger RNA. Its product is annotated as DNA excision repair protein ERCC-6-like 2. The transcript has 27 exons. Gene Ontology annotation, molecular function: ATP binding; ATP-dependent chromatin remodeler activity. Lineage: Eukaryota; Metazoa; Nemertea; Pilidiophora; Heteronemertea; Lineidae. The record is from RefSeq and is a predicted model, not a curated record.
UGAUGAAAUUUUAAAAUUUUUACACCGUUGUUUGAGACUUCAAGCUCAAAAACACCACAUAUUCAAGAGAUGUUAGUAGAGGAAAAAACUGAGAUAAAGAAUGAUGACUUUUUGACAAGAUGUCUUCGCAAUUAACUGGUUCGGAUGUGGUUGUAGUUGAUGAUGGAAGACGAAGUGAGAGACUUUUGAAGGAAAGAUGCCGUGACACCAUGUCUGAUUCUGAUGGAGAAAAUUUUGAAAAUGAAGAAGUCAUUUGGUCCAAGGGUGAUGAGUGCUUGGCCUAUUACAGUGGUGAUGAUAUCUACUACGAAGCCCGCAUAGUACAACUUAUCAGGGAGGGUGGUGCUAUCAGCGCUUUCGUGAAGUACAAUGGUUAUGACUCUGAUGAAAAUGAACAGCUGGCUUUGUCACAGAUCAGGAGACGUCCCAGAAAGCGGCGACCGAGGGAGAGACAAGAUGCUGUUUCACCACAUAAUGACAGUCAAUUCUCUCAUUCAACAAGUUCUAGCAUGUUCAGCCCUCUCUCAGGGAAGGAAAGAGAGAGACAAUUAAGCGCUAAAUAUUCAAGGCAAGAAUAUGAAGAAGAUGAUGAGGAGGUGCUAUCUAAAAUAUCUGAACGAUUGGAAAAGCGUGCCUGCGAGCAGUCCAAAGUGAGCCAAAGAAAGCGAACCAAAGCUGCUGUAGCCAUUGGUGGUGAAGAGAAACAAACUGGGAGUGAUAAAGGACCUGUUAGAAAACUAUCGUCUUCUAGUCCUAGGGUCCCUAGUCCAAAGAUUGACAUCAGCCAAACAUCGAAAAAGGACAUGGAGGACAACAGAAAUCUGAGUCAUCUGAAUAAGUCUGGUUUUGAUAUGGAUGGGUUCGAUGACGGCGACAUGGAAAAGCCUCACUUCAGUCACGUGCCAUCGCAUCUGAAAGUUCCUCUAGUCCUCUGCAAAUCUCCACUGAUUCAGGUUCCAGCCACACUGAACCAAUACCUUCGAGACUAUCAGAGAGAGGGUGUGCAGUUCCUCUACUCACACUACAAGGAAGGCCAUGGUGCCAUUCUUGGUGAUGACAUGGGUUAAGGGAAGACUGUGCAGGUGAUUGCCUUUCUUUCGGCUCUCCUCAAGAAAACAGGGACAAGAGAGGACUUACUCAGAAUGAAACCGAAGUUUAUCAGACAGAUGUCUGACACCACCAAGGAUUUUGAAGACACAACUAUCCCAGCAUUCCUGAUUGUGUGCCCAGGUUCUGUGCUCUACAACUGGGCAGAUGAGCUAGAAACAUGGGGUCAUUUCAGAUUUGGUUGUUACCAUCUGACAGCCAAGGAGAAAACACUAGCAAGUGUAAGGAAAGGUAAACUGGAAAUAGCACUGACUACGUUUGAUACAUUCAGGGAAAACUUUGAAGAGCUGAAUACUUAUGACUGGAAUGCUGUUGUAGUGGAUGAAGCACAUAAGAUUAAGGGUUUGAAAGCUCAGGUGACAGAAGCGUUGAGAAGCAUCCGCACAAAAUGUCGCUACGGUCUCACAGGGACAGCCCUUCAGAACAACAUGACAGAACUCUGGGCAAUCCUUGACUGGGCUAAUCCUAAUUGUCUGGGGACGUAUUCGUCAUUUUCCUUCCAUUACAUCAAGAAGAUAGAACGAGGACAGAAACAAGAUGCAACCAAAAGAGAAUUGGCAGAGGCAAGGAAAUCGAAAGAGAAAUUCUCAAGGCUUCGUGCCAAGUGGAUGCUCAGAAGGACGAAGGAUCUGUUAGCUGGUCAGAUCCCUAAAAAAGACGAUAAAGUUGUGUAUUGUAAACUCCCCGAGUUCCAAGCGACGGUGUACGAGGCAGUACUCGACCAUGAUGACGUCAAGCUCAUUCUCUCCAAGCAUAAACCCUGUCCUUGUGGGAGUGGGAACAGUAGGGGCACGUGUUGUCACAAGAAAAACAAGCUUGGUUUUUCAAUGAGAUCGCUGACAUUUUCCUACAUGCAUCUCCUGCUGAAAACAGCCAACCACGUCGCCCUUUUGAUCCCCGAGAAAACGACAAGUGAACGACAACAAUUAGCGGCUGAAGAAAUCUGUGAAGUGGCGUUUGCUCGAUUCCCCGAGUUUGUCAAUCAAGCGAGGGAGGCUUCCUUUAGGACGCUCUCUGAUCCUAAAUACUGUGGGAAGAUGAAGGUUUUGCAAGGGAUGCUGUCUGUCUUCAAAAAGGAACGAUCCAAGGUCUUGCUUUUCUCCUAUUCAACAAAGCUUCUGGACAUCUUGGAGCAGUAUGUUUUGACGAAAGGCUACGAGUUUAGGAGGCUGGAUGGCAAAGUCAAUGAGAAGAAAAGGCAUGAAGCUGUGAGAGAGUUCAAUCGGGACCCGGAUAUAUUCCUGUUUCUGAUCUCGACAAAGGCUGGUAGUCUUGGCCUGAACCUGACUGGAGCAAAUGUGGUCGUGAUAUUUGAUCCGAAUUGGAAUCCAACCCAUGAUCUACAGGCACAAGAUCGAGCGUACCGUAUUGGUCAGAGACGAGAUGUCCGUGUUUUUCGUCUGAUAUCGACUGGCACCAUUGAAGAGAAUAUAUAUCUCAGGCAGAUAUACAAACAGCAACUUGACAAUGUCGCUGUCGGCACAGAGAAUGCCAGGCGUUAUUUUGAUGCGGUGCAAGGCGACAAACGGCAGCAAGGGGAACUGUUUGGAAUUGAGAACAUGUUCUCGAUGCGAUUGGGAGAGACCUGCUUGACACAUGAUAUAUUUGAGAGAAAUAAGAAGAUUGAAACAGCUCUCGGUGGUGUUCAGAUGUCUGACUACAGUGCUCCAUCAGAGGGCAAAUCUCGCUCCACAAUUGUGAAGGCAGAAGAUGGCAAGGAAGCUUCAGAUGAUGAAAUAUCUCUUACACCAGAAUCUGAUCUUGACAUUACCUUUGGGAGCGAAAAUGAGGACGAGGAAGGAAACGACUCGGCAAACGAAUCGCCCAAUUCAGACCAGGAUGAUAGAUUGUCGCAGUUUACGCCUCAGGGUGCUGUAGAAUGUGAAGACGAUACUCGGACGUCUACUGAACUCAGUGACAGAAAUAUUACUCAGGAUGACGAUUCAAACAUUUUAGACAGUUUGUUUGACUUUUUUGAGCCAGUUAAGAGAAAACCACGGCCUAAGAUGAAGAAAUCUGACGGCCCUGUGAAAAAAAAUGUGAAGAAGCAAGGAAGGUCUGGUGCUGACUUUAAUGCUGAUGGUGAAAAUGUUAAGGCACUCGAGGAAACGGAAGGUUCAAAUGUCAAAGUGAAAAGAAAACAAGUACGUCCAACUGCAAAGGUGAAAGCAGACUCUCCGGUGAAAGGUGAUGGGAUGAACGAAACAAGUCCUUGUGAUGUUUUUAACUCUUUUUGGGAAAAUUCUGAAGAAUUUGGUGAAAUUGACAACUCAAAGGUGAAGUCAAAGGUAAAAAGAAAGAAUGUAAAUUCAACUGCUGAUGGAAAAAGGACUGAAAAGUUUUCAUUCUUUCCUGAGAAAAGUGAAGGAAUUAAGAAAGUGAAUAAAGAAAAGUAUUCAAGGACUAAUGUUGACGAGAUUGAAGACCUUGAUUCGUUGAUGAGAGAGUUUGAUGCAGCCAUAGAAACCUCAAAGAAUGUAAAUUCUCCAAAAGUGCCAAAGGCAAAAAAGAAGUCCGGAAAGGGUAACUCUGAGCCAAAGCCUUCCACAUCUGGAGUAAAUGACAGUAACAGAAAAAAGAGACAGUUAGCUGAAUCAAGUGAUGAUGACACUCGGUUUGAAACUGGCGCAUCUCCAGCCAAAUCAGGGAAAUUUACACGAUUAAAGACAUCGCCUGAUGAGGAAUUGGACAGUGGUUUCUGUGAUAGUCGCAAGGGCAAAGGUGUAGGGAAGAAAUCUAAGCCAAAAGAAGGUGAUAUUGAUGCUAUACGUAAUGAUAAAGAGCAACAAGGAAGUUUCAAGGAGCCUGGUGAGACGUUGAAGAGGAAAAGUUCAGCUUCUGAUAUAAAUGGGAGUUUUUCUUCUAUUUCUGAUGUAUUCAGUAGAUGUGGUGUGGUCCACAUACACGAAAACAAGAAGGUGAUUGGUGCCAGUAAAGCUGAGGACCACAUGAGUCGAUGUGCUAUCCAGGAUGUGUUUGAGCUGAAGCAGCACUCUCAGGUGCCGGCCGUGGAGUGUGACCCUAUUUCAGAGCCUGAAGAAGUGGAGGAGCCUGAGCCAGAGCUCAAAAAGAGGAAACCAUCCAAGCCGAGCUGUCGGCAGCUCGCUAAGGAGAAGCCGACACCAGUCCAAACAGUCACUGUGGGCAAUAAGAAAGUGUUCAUUGGCCAGACACCGAAAGCUAUACAGAGGUUGCAUUUCUCCAAAAUGGCCAAACAUAACAAGAUGUCAGAGGUGGAAUUUGCCAGGAGAGUUGUGUCUUCAUCAUCAGUGGAACAACAAAGACUCUUAAGAGGGUUUUACAUAGAUGAGGAUUCAGAUCUGACAGAUGUCAUCAAAGAUCCUGAUGAGCUCAUUGAAAAAGUGCCAGAAAACAAACCGACUCGAAAAGCUGUCAAAAAAGGACCAAAGGUGAAGCCAAAACAAGAGGCGACGAAAAGGAAAUCAGCGCCACCUAAGCGCAAAGGCUGUGUUUACAAUGAUAGCGAUGGUGAUGAUGCAGAGAUGGCGACGAGUACUCAUAAACAGCAUGGUAUGACCAAACAACUAACUGAAAAGGGCAGAAAGCGUGAUGAUAGAAAGUGGAAUGCAUUUCAAGAUGCUUGUGAAGACUUUAUCACUUAUGAUAACGAUAAAGAGGUCUGGGGUGAAAAUGGUUCAGAUUCUGUGACUAGAAGAGAUAGAGGCAACAUGCAACCAUUACAAAAUCAAUCAAAACAACAUGUCAAAAGGAAAGUUUGUAAAAGGUUUAAAUAUGUUGUAUCAAGUGAUGAGGAUGACGGUGCAGCUGAUAAUGAUGCUACAACUGAAAGAGUUUUGGCUUCUCCGUCGGCAGACAACUCGACAACUUUGCCUGCUGGGCUGGUUUCUCCUGCGGCUGCUUCUUUGCUUGACGAUUUGUUCACUGCUCCGCCGAAGAGGAAAGCACCGCCUAAAAGAAAGGCUGCUGACAAGCUGUCUGAGCCGUCGAGUAUUUUUGAUUUAUUCUAAAAGUUUGUUGAAGUUUUGUGUGAAAAUGAGCCAAGAAACUUACAAUGCAUCUGGUGGAUUUUGGGAAAAUGUGAAGGGAUGAUGGUUCAGAGAUAGAAGCCUGAAUGGACACAUUUUCUUGGCUUUUUUUAGGCAUGUUGAUUAUCAAAAGUGGAUAGAGAUGAACUAUUAAAGUGAAUGAUAUAUUUUUC